Molecule: messenger RNA, 487 nt
Organism: Merops nubicus (carmine bee-eater)
Lineage: Eukaryota; Metazoa; Chordata; Aves; Coraciiformes; Meropidae
Gene: MRPS11
Product: mitochondrial ribosomal protein S11
Exons: 5
Biological process (GO): translation; maturation of SSU-rRNA from tricistronic rRNA transcript (SSU-rRNA, 5.8S rRNA, LSU-rRNA); ribosomal small subunit assembly
Cellular component (GO): mitochondrial small ribosomal subunit; ribosome
Molecular function (GO): mRNA 5'-UTR binding; structural constituent of ribosome; small ribosomal subunit rRNA binding
Source: RefSeq, a predicted model, not a curated record
GAGCCUGGGCCGCGGCCUACGCACCGGUUCCCGGAGCCUGCAGGAGCUGGUGGCCGCCAAGGAGGCGGAGAAGCCGAGCGGGACCGAGCUGAGCCCUUUAAUCCUGCAGAGGAGCUCCAUGAGAUGGGAUGGAAAGACCUAUGAAGAGAUCCCGAUAGCUCACAUCAAAGCUACCUACAACAACACCCACGUCCAGGUGGUCAGCUUUGACAGCAGGCCCCUUGCCCGCACGUCCUGCGGCACGGAAGGCUUCCAGAACGCCAAGAAGGGAACGGCCAUCGCCGCACAGACCGCGGCCAUAGCAGCAGCCGUGAAAGCACGUGGGAAGGGCGUGUUGCACGUACGAGUCGUGGUGAAGGGACUGGGGCCAGGACGCAAAGCUGCCAUCAAGGGUUUGACUAUGGGGGGCUUGGAGGUCAUCUCCAUCACAGACAACACGCCGGUGCCCCACAAUGGCUGCCGCCCGCGGAAGGCCCGGCGGAUGUGA